Neolamprologus brichardi is the source of this 10116-nucleotide messenger RNA. The record is from RefSeq and is a predicted model, not a curated record. NCBI's taxonomy places the organism in Eukaryota, Metazoa, Chordata, Actinopteri, Cichliformes, Cichlidae.
CUGUGAUGCCUAACCAACCGGAAGCGCGGAUUGAUUCCUCCAUGGUCAACAAGGGCGGAUAGAAAAAAGGGAGAAAUCAGACGAGUCCUUAUUAAAUAAUAAGCAAUUAAGCAUCGACCGGAAUUUGUCAAUAGGAAGAGGAAAGCGUUCAAAUCUUAAACUGAGUGAUUCUCCGCUGGAAGAAGGGAUUAUUCUGAGGAAUAUGGGAUCUACCUUCAGGGUCCUUACCUGCUGGGCACCGUAAUGGUGCUACCUAUCCCAGCUGAGCACUUCGCUUCCCUCUGAAGGAGCAGGAUGACAAGAUGGCACAGCUGCUUAUACCGCCCGGACCUGACAGCUUCCGCCCCUUCGUCCCCGAGUCGCUGGCCGCCAUCGAAAGGCGCAUCGCCGAGGAGGAGGCCCGGAGACCACGGGUGGAGCGCCGCAGCGACAGCGACGAUGAAAAUGGGCCCAAGCCCAACAGCGAUGUGGAGGCGGGGAAAUCUCUCCCCUUCAUUUAUGGGGACAUCCCUCCCGGCCUGGUGUCCACCCCUCUGGAGGACAUCGACCCCUACUAUAGCAGUCAGAAGACCUUCAUAGUAUUGAAUCGUGGGAAGGCAAUCUUCCGUUUCAAUGCCACUCCUGCUUUGUACAUCCUAAGUCCCUUCAAUCCUCUGAGGAGGAUAGCUAUUAAAGUUUUAGUGCACUCAUAUCCUUUUAGAGUUUGCUACAGAUGCAGCUUGAUUUGGAUUAAAGGAAAAACUCAUUUCACCUUCUUUUCCAGGUACACAUUUACGGGGAUUUACACCUUUGAGUCCCUUAUAAAGAUCCUGGCCAGGGGCUUCUGUGUGGGGAAGUUCACUUUCUUGCGAGACCCGUGGAACUGGCUGGACUUCAGUGUUAUCCUCAUGGCAUAUGUCACAGAGUUUGUGGACCUGGGCAAUGUCUCAGCACUGCGAACCUUCAGGGUUCUGCGAGCCCUGAAAACUAUAUCAGUCAUCCCAGGUUUGAAGACUAUUGUUGGUGCACUGAUCCAGUCAGUGAAAAAGCUGUCAGAUGUGAUGAUCCUCACCGUGUUCUGUCUCAGUGUCUUUGCCCUCAUCGGCCUCCAGCUCUUCAUGGGCAACCUGAGGCAGAAGUGCGUGCGCAUUCCUUUGGGCAGCAACACAACUUUGAACAACACACAUGAAAGCAACAACACAUUGGUGGAGAACAUCACAUUGGUGGAGAACGUCACAUUUAUGGAGAACAUCACAAAAAACUCCUUCGACUGGAUAGAGUACAUCAAUGAUGAGAGAAAUUACUAUUACCUCCCUGGCCGUAGGGAUGCUCUGCUCUGUGGAAAUGGCAGUGGUGCUGGGGUCUGCCCAGAGGGCUUUUCAUGUAUGAAAGCAGGUCGCAAUCCAGACUAUGGCUACACCAGCUUUGACACCUUCAGCUGGGCCUUCCUGUCCUUGUUCCGCCUCAUGACCCAAGACUACUGGGAAAACCUCUACCAGCAGACUUUGCGUGCAGCAGGGAAGCCCUACAUGAUCUUCUUUGUGCUGGUGAUCUUCCUGGGAUCUUUUUACCUGGUCAACCUGAUCUUGGCUGUGGUGGCCAUGGCUUAUGACGAGCAAAACCAGGCCACCAUCGAGGAGGCCCAGCAGAAAGAGGAGGAGUUCCAGGCUAUGCUGGAGCAGCUGAAGAGACAGCAGGAGGAGGCACAGGUUGCCGCGGCAGCAGCCACAGAGAGCGGCGAAUACAGCGGGAGAGGAGGCCCUACCUCCGAGUCCUCCUCAGGGACAUCUAAGCUCAGCUCGAAAAGUGCCAAAGAGCGACGCAACAGGCGGAAGAAGAGGAAGCAGAGGGAGGAAGAGGAGGAGAGGGGGUGCCGUGACAAGUUCCACAAAUCUGAGUCUGAGGACAGCAUCAAGAGGUCCAGCUUCCGUUUCUCUAUUGAUGCCAACAGGCUUUCUUAUGAGAAGAGAUGCUCUUCACCCAACCAGUCUCUUCUCAGUAUCCGUGGCUCAAUCUUCUCACCUCGGAGGAACAGCCGUGCAAGUCUUUUCAGCUUCCGUGGCCGUGCGCGAGACAUGGGCUCCGAGAACGACUUUGCGGAUGACGAGCACAGCACCUUUGAGGAGAGCGACAGUCGCCGGGGCUCCUUGUUCUUGCCGCGCCGCCUCGAGCGCCGGUGCAGUGCCGUUAGCCAGACCAGCCUCGGAGCACCUCGGAUAAUGCUGCCCGCCAAUGGCAAGAUGCACUGUGCAGUAGACUGCAACGGUGUGGUGUCACUGGUCGGUGGAACUUCUGUAACAACCUCUCCUGUAGGUCUCCUGCUGCCUGAGGGGACAACUACAGAUACUGAGCUUAAGAAACGGCGGUCGGGUUUUCACCAGCCAUCUAUGGAUUAUUUAAAUGAACCAGGUGGCCGACAGAGAGCCAUGAGUGUGGCCAGUAUCCUCACCAACACCAUGGAAGAACUUGAAGAGUCGAGACAAAAAUGCCCUCCUUGCUGGUAUAGAUUUGCCAACACCGGCCUGAUCUGGGAUUGUUGUCCUGCGUGGCUGAAAAUCAAAGAGAUUGUCAGCAUGGUGGUCAUGGAUCCAUUUGUGGAUCUAGCAAUCACAAUUUGCAUAGUCCUCAACACCCUUUUCAUGGCCAUGGAGCAUUACCCCAUGACAAAAGAAUUUGAUAAUGUCCUCUCUGUGGGAAACUUGGUGUUUACGGGCAUCUUCACAGCAGAGAUGUGCUUUAAGAUUAUCGCUCUGGAUCCUUACUAUUACUUCCAGGAGGGCUGGAACAUCUUUGAUGGCAUUAUUGUUAGUCUCAGCCUGAUGGAGCUUGGCUUGGCUAACGUUGAAGGGCUGUCUGUACUCAGGUCCUUCAGAUUGCUGAGAGUCUUCAAACUAGCCAAGUCUUGGCCUACUUUGAACAUGCUCAUCAAGAUCAUCGGUAACUCUGUGGGUGCUCUGGGAAAUUUGACUCUGGUGCUGGCCAUCAUCGUGUUCAUCUUCGCUGUGGUGGGCAUGCAGCUGUUUGGCAAAAACUACAAGGAGUGCGUGUGUAAGAUUUCAGAGGACUGCAUGUUGCCCCGCUGGCACAUGCACGAUUUCUUCCACUCCUUCCUUAUCGUGUUCCGGGUGCUGUGCGGAGAGUGGAUUGAGACCAUGUGGGACUGCAUGGAGGUGGCAGGACAGACUAUGUGUCUUAUUGUCUUCAUGAUGGUCAUGGUCAUUGGAAACCUGGUGGUUCUAAAUCUCUUCCUGGCUCUCCUACUGAGUUCAUUCAGUGCCGACAACCUGGCGGCAACCGAUGAGGACAGCGAGAUGAACAACCUGCAAAUUGCUGUGGGCAGGAUCCAGCGGGGCAUCGCAUUUGUCAAAAACUCAGUGCGGCAGUUCCUCCAGAGCUUGUGCUUUGGCAGGGGCGGAAAGGGCUCUGGUCUAGCUGAGGAAAGCAAACCCCUGGAUGAACUGCACAGCAAUGGCAAGGGCAACUGCAUUUCCAAUCACACAACAGUGGAAAUCACCAAAGACCCCAGUGGGGUGUACAUGAGGGAGGGCAACGGACGACCAGGAGGGCUGGUGGUUGGGGUCAGUGUAGGAGGGGACAGUACGGGAAAAUACCCAGUUGAGGACUGUGACUACAUGUCAUUUAUUCAUAACCCCAGCCUGACAGUCACGGUGCCUAUUGCUGUGGGCGAGUCAGACUUUGAGAACCUAAACACAGAAGAUUUCAGUAGCGACUCAUCUGACGUGGAGGGCAGCAAAGAGAAGCUCGACGCAGAGCCCCAGCCACUGAGCUCAUCGGAGGGGAGCACAGUCGAUAUCCGCCCCCCUGGAGAUGGGGUUGAUUCAGUGGAGCUGGAACCUGAGGAGUCACUGGACCCAGAAGCCUGCUUUACAGAGGGCUGUGUGCGCAGGUUCCAGUGCUGCCAGAUCAGUGAGGAGGGAGACAAGUUUAAGAGCUGGUGGACACUCAGGAAAACCUGCUUUAUCAUAGUAGAGCAUAACUGGUUUGAAUCCUUCAUCAUAUUCAUGAUUCUGCUGAGCAGUGGAGCACUGGCGUUUGAGGACAUUUACAUCGAGCAGCGGCGGACCAUCAAAACCGUGCUAGAGUACGCAGACAAAGUGUUCACUUACGUCUUCAUCCUUGAAAUGCUGUUAAAGUGGGUGGCAUAUGGCUUUGUCAAGUACUUCACCAAUGCCUGGUGCUGGCUGGACUUCUUAAUUGUAGACGUGUCCUUGGUCAGCCUGGUAGCAAAUGCUCUGGGCUACUCUGAGCUUACCGCCAUCAAAUCUCUGAGGACACUGCGAGCUCUACGGCCCCUGAGGGCCUUGUCUCGGUUUGAGGGCAUGAGGGUUGUGGUGAAUGCAUUGCUGGGAGCCAUCCCCUCCAUCAUGAACGUGCUGCUGGUCUGCCUCAUAUUUUGGCUCAUCUUCAGCAUCAUGGGUGUCAACCUGUUUGCGGGCAAGUACUACUACUGCGUCAAUGCCACCACGGAUGAGCCCUUCCCUAUCGAAGUCGUCAACAACAAGUCUGACUGCCUGAGCUUGAAUGACAGUGCCCGCUGGAAGAAUGUUAAAAUCAACUUUGACAAUGUGGGAGCCGGCUAUCUGGCUCUGUUGCAAGUGGCAACAUUUAAGGGUUGGAUGGACAUCAUGUAUGCAGCUGUGGACUCUCGGAAUUUGGAAGAACAGCCUAAAUAUGAAGUAAACUUGUACAUGUACCUCUACUUUGUCAUCUUCAUCAUCUUUGGCUCCUUCUUCACACUCAACCUUUUCAUUGGUGUCAUUAUCGACAACUUCAAUCAGCAGAAGAAAAAGUUAGGAGGUCAGGACAUCUUCAUGACUGAAGAACAGAAGAAAUACUACAACGCCAUGAAGAAGCUGGGGUCCAAGAAGCCGCAGAAACCUAUACCUCGACCAACAAAUGCUUUUCAAGGCUGUGUCUUCGACUUCAUCACAAAGCAGGCCUUUGACAUCGUGAUCAUGAUCCUCAUCUGCCUUAACAUGGUGACCAUGAUGGUAGAGACGGAUGACCAGACGAAAGAGAUGGACCAUAUCCUGUACUGGAUUAAUCUGGUCUUCAUUGUGCUCUUCACUGGGGAGUGUGUGCUCAAGAUGAUUUCACUGCGUCACUAUUACUUCACCAUUGGCUGGAAUAUUUUUGACUUUGUGGUGGUGAUCCUUUCGAUUGUAGGCAUGUUUUUAUCUGAAGUUAUCGAGAAGUACUUUGUGUCCCCAACACUGUUCCGAGUGAUACGAUUGGCCAGGAUAGGCCGAAUCCUCCGCCUUAUCAAAGGUGCCAAGGGCAUCCGGACGCUUCUCUUUGCCUUGAUGAUGUCACUCCCUGCCCUGUUCAACAUUGGCCUCCUCCUCUUUCUUGUUAUGUUUAUCUAUGCCAUUUUUGGCAUGUCCAACUUUGCUUAUGUCAAGCGGGAGGCAGGAAUCGAUGACAUGUUCAAUUUCGAGACCUUUGGGAACAGUAUGAUCUGUUUGUUUCAGAUUACCACCUCAGCUGGGUGGGAUGGCCUGCUGGCACCCAUACUUAACAAGAGGGACCCUGACUGUGAGAGCCAGCUGGAGCACCCAGGCAACUACUACAAAGGCAAUUGCGGCAAUCCAUCAGUAGGCAUCUUCUUCUUUGUCAGCUACAUCAUCAUCUGUUUUCUCAUUGUGGUCAACAUGUACAUUGCUGUCAUCCUGGAAAACUUUAGCGUGGCCACUGAGGAGAGCGCCGAGCCACUGAGCGAGGAUGACUUUGAGAUGUUCUAUGAAGUGUGGGAACGCUUUGAUCCUGAUGCUACGCAGUUUGUGGCGUACAGCAAACUCUCUGACUUUGCAGAUGCUCUGGAUCCACCUCUACGCAUACCUAAGCCUAACAUGAUUCAGCUCAUCUCCAUGGACCUGCCCAUGGUGAGCGGUGAGCGCAUCCACUGCCUCGAUAUUCUGUUUGCUUUCACUAAAAGAGUUUUGGGUGAAGGCGGUGAAAUGGACAUGUUGCGCGGACAGAUGGAGGACCGCUUUAUGGCCUCCAACCCCUCUAAGGUGUCUUACGAGCCCAUCACCACCACCUUGCGCCGCAAACAGGAGGAAACGUCUGCUAUAAUCAUCCAGAGAGCCUUCCGGCGCUACAUGAUCCGCCUGGCCAUGAAGAAGGCCUCAGCCCUCUACAAGGAGCAGUUGAAAGAGGGCAUGCAUGACCCUGACAAAGAUGUGAUGGUCAUCAGCAAGUUCAAUGAGAACUCCACGUCAGAGAAAAUGGACAUGACCCCCUCCACAGCCUCCCCGCCAUCAUAUAACAGUGUGACAAAGUCAGAUAAGGACAAAUAUGAAAAAGAAAAUAGGGAAAGAGAAAAUAAAGCAAAAGACUUGAAAGACCGAAAGAAAUAGACUUCUUAAAAAGGAACAACAACAAAAAAAGAAUGCAUCAGAGACAUGAGGGAACUUUGUUUAAAGCUUAUAUAUAUAGGGGAUAUUUAGAUUCACAUUUGUGUUGAUUGUUCCAACAUGAGGAGUCUGUGCCAUGUAGGCAUGGAAUGGGAAUGUGGUUAUGUCGAUAUAUGGGGAAUAUGAAAACAAACUAUCCAGCAGACACUGCCAGAGUUUGAGUGGGAAACAGAACAGCCUCUCUGCAAAACGCUUGUGAUUCUCCUAUUGGUUGUUGUUACUGACACACUUGAGUGUACUGUUAAGUUUUCUGUAGCUAGUGCUGCUGCUACUACUAUAAAUCCAGUGUCUUGAAUUUAACAAUCGCUGUAUCACUUAACAAUUGCUCCACAUUCUUCAGUGAAUUUUCCUUUCCAGUUUCCAGUUUCGUUUUUUAAUGCGAAAGAAUGUUUUCUACUUUGUUUUGUUUCAUUAUCGUGAGAAUGUGUCCACUGCUUUCACUGUUGUAAAAUCACCAAGGGCAGACUAAGUCAACGCUGGAAAAUACAACAACCACCUGAAACUUGUACAAUGCAGGGUCAAUGCCAGAAUACUCUUGGUUCAUACUGUAUACAAAGCUGAAAUAACGAACACGCCACUAAAGUGCAAUGAACAAACACAUUGCAUUUACUGAUGUACCAUCACUGAUUGUUGACAUCCGUAUUGUUCCUAUUUCAGUAGAAAUUACAAGUCUCCAAAUACAGAGAAGCUGAAUGUAUGCAAGCAAAGGAAUGAGACGCAUUAAAGGAAACUUGUUCUUUGGGAAAUACUCUUGAUUGCUCUUUUGUAGAGAGUUUGAUGACAAAAUUGCUACCACUCCCAUUUCCAUCUGUGUAGUAUAAAGCUAGAGCCAAGGGAUUGUUAGCUGAACUGAGCAUGAAGGCCAGACUCGGGCUAAAAGUGUCAAACAUCUAGAUUUUUCUUUGAGAAUGUAUGUAUAUAUAAAAUUGAGGUAAUUUUAGCAUACUAAUAAAAUAGCAGCAGAAGCCUUACACAAAUUCACGUAUGGAAUUGAUAAAGUCUUCAUUGGUAAAUUUAACUAUAGUCCCAUCAAGCCAGAGCACAGUCACUGCAAAAAGGUUCCAGAUGAUGAUGUAUAAACCAUUAGUUAUUCUCACUCAUGAAGCUAUAACUGCUAACUGCUGUGGUUUAAACAAGUGUGCCUGUCUAGUUUGUGCUUAUCGGCAUUUUGGAUACAACUGUAUUCGAGGUGGUGUGCAUUAGUCUUGGAUUGGCACUGAAAUAAUAAUUGACACUGGUUGGGAACACAGAAAACGAUUUGUUUUAUUUGGUCAUAUGUUAUUUUAAGGCAAAGUUAACAUUGUUUUAGGUGUCUUUGGUCCAAGACUAGGGUUUAAUGGGCAGUCCAGUUCCUUGUUUACCACUGGAGGUCAAGGAAACAUAUUGACACAAUUAUGAAUGGUUUCACAGCUGCCAAUCCCAAGCCUAAUCAAAUAUGACAGUUUAUGUUAGCACAUAAGGCUAAUUAGCUUUUUUUUACCCCCUGUUUUUUUACGACGAAUACUAUAAUAUAGUUUUUAUAAUGGUUCAUCUUGGAUAAUGUUAAAGGCUUCUGGAAUAAUGUCAGUGUCAGGUUAGGAUUAAAAUAUUCUAAAUGACAACAGUUGGAACCCUCAUGUUCACGAUGGGUGUCAUCUUAGUUUUAUGCAAACCUCUUCAUAUAAAGUGUUACUGGACAUUGUUGACCUCCCUGAUUACAGUCUUCAUGCUAAGUUAAGCACAGUUCAUUAGUUUUUGUUUUUACCUCUCCAUAAUAUUACUUUAUUAGUAAAUGAUAAAGUUAAGUCCUGGUUUUAUCCCUUUUCCUCUACACAUUCUCUACACCUGUUAGUUCCUAUCCCUACUUACAUGUUGAGACGCUGGUUCAACCCCAUAUGUCGUUUCACUAGCUGGGCCCACGUCCUCAUUUUAGGUUUGGCAGCGUUUUUAGUAGAUUAAGGCGAAUGGCUUAAUUAAGAAUUGAGCUAUGGUUUGGGGAAGGCCUCGAUGGGGACUGGCGGCAACUCCCAGGCCUGGCAGAUCCCCAUGUGAAGAAGUGAAAGACUUGGAAAAAAGGGUGGAGCACAAAAACGAGAAGGAACAGCUUGUAGAACUGGAGAGUCAUAAAUAGAUAAGACCCGAAAGGGGCGUGUUUGGAGGGGUGGUCCCGCUCCUGAAAUUCAGAUAAUUUAUCUCCAAAAUGCUAAUGUAAAAACUUGGGUUUGAAUCUGCCCUGGGUCAUUUGCUCUGCCUCUUCCUUUGCUCUCUUAUCGUCUGCACUGUCCUUCCAUAAUAAAAACUACAAAUCCCCCUAACAAACUUCCAUGGUUUAAAUAAGCUAAUUAGCUUCAAGCGUCACAUUUGGCUAAUGUACAGAUAUAAGAGUGGUAAUAAUCUUCUCACUGGCUCUGGCAGUGAAGCAAAUAAGCACAUUUUUGCAAAACGCAUCUUUGAGAAUAACACUCAAACCUGCUCGUCUCACAGCGCAGUGUCUUUCACAUACGUUUGUCGUCCUCCCUUUAUCCUCCACCCCACUUCCUCCCAGAACUCCUUAUGUAAUGAAAUAUUCUAAAAAGAUCUUUCUAACUGCUGUCAAGCUAGAACAUUACAAUAUAUCACAUUAAAGGUUGGUUAUAAUAUCACAGAUGUUUGUAUGCCAUUCAUGUUUAAAUUGAGCGUGUGAUUUAAUGUAGUGGUUUGGUUUGUAAAUAUUAUAGAUAUUUGGGCUCACAUUAUGCAUCACACAUUUGAUGUAUAAGAUGAAGCACAUUUUAUCCCCACUGCUAUGUAAUACCACGUGUGACGGUCACAUUUGUGUGUGCGAGACAAAGGGCGAGUGUGUCUGUAUAUUUGUAUAUGUUUAUCUAUGUAAGAAAGGGACUGCGUGAAUGUAGGCAUCUAUCUCUUUAUGUGAGCGAGUGUGUCUGUGUGCAUUAGGGUCUGCAGGUUGCUUAUAUGCUAUCGAUUAUAAAUAACAUUUUCACUGUAGAUAUGAGUGCAUUUUUCCAGUCUUUGACGUUGAUUUACAUUUUUCUAGAAGAGGUUUUUUUUUCAUUCUGCACUGUAACCUUUGACAAUAUAAAAGAUGGACGUAACUACUGUGACAUCAACUCAACAGUUUCCAAAGUUGUGAUUUGAAGCUUUGAGAUGAACGUUUCCACUGUUGCAGCCUUGGUUGCAAGAAAUUGGAUGUGAUGACAAACGGGUGGGUCUGACUAUGACACUGCUUGCUCAUUGGCUACUGACUGGUAAUUGACAAUUUAACUGAUGAGAUGUUUUGAAACAUGGUAUGAGAAAGUUUUAAAAAAUUAAUUCAUUUUUAUUUACCCAAAUCGAGCGACUAAGAUAAUGAACUCAGCGACAAAGUGUUUACAGAGCUCAAGGAAGAGCCCUUCACGGGACAGGAAGUGUUUUUUGCAACCGCAGCUAUCGUCAUCUGGUGGCCUUCAGAUAGAAUACAGGUUUUUAGGCACUUCCACAUUGGCUUCAUUUUUUCUGACCAGGAAGCUAUGUCCAUCUUUUUUAUUGUCUAUGACUGUAACACAUGAUGAAACACAUGUAUGGUCCCCAUAUCUGUAGAUACAAACCAUGAAGCAAUCAGUAGCCAUCUUUCAUUGCGCUUGUAGUGUUUUAGUGAACUGCAUGCAAGAAGUGACUACUGUCCGCUCAUAUGGUAAUAUAAUUUCAAAGCCAAAAGAAUAAAGGACAUAUUUUUUGUAAA